CCGAAGGCAGCGGCUCAACCCACUGAGCCACCCAGGAAAGCCUGUUAUGUUUCCUGCUCCUGAGAGGAAAGAAGAGGCUCUUCCCUUUGGUUGUGGACAGUGUUUGGUCCUUGGCCACAGUCUGGGGAGUUGUAAGUAGCAGGUACCUCCUAGAUCAAAGCAGAGGUGAAAGGCCCGCAGAGCCAGGACAUCGCAGCUGUGUUCCUGACCAAGCUAUUUGUCGGGGUGGUAAAAUCCCAAGGCCCGGAAGCAGGACUUGAGCUGUGUUCUUUGCUGUAGCCCUCAAAAAUGAGUGAGGAGAGAGUGACAUAUGCAGAGCUGAAUUUACCCAAUUCAAGGAAACAGAAGGGCAAAAGACGUCCAAGGAAUAAAAAGAGAGAAUUUCCAUGGCAUAUUGUUGCUUUAUCCCUGGGAGUUAUGUGUGUUAUCCUCCUGCUGGCAAUCACAGGCUUAAGAUCUAUAUUUUUUCAGAAAUGUCCUGCACACACGAUGCAGAAUAAGAAUGACACGAAAGAAAAAAAUGCUUCCUUAGGAGAGGUUGAAGAUGACUCAAUUUUACCACCUAUUAUAGACAAAGACUCUGACUCAUUUCAUGGAAAUUGGCACUGCUGUGGAAAAAGCUGUUACUAUUUUUCAAAAGAAGAGAAAACUUGGGAGGAGAGUAAGAAGUCAUGUGAAGACAUGGAUUCUAGUCUCAUUACGAUUGAUAAUAAAGCAGAGCAGAACUUCAUUCAAUCAAAAAUAAGAUACAAUUACUGGAUUGGAUUACAUAAAGAAGGAGCUAAGUAUCCCUGGAAGUGGCUGGAUGGCACACCCCUAUCUCAGAUGGUGAAUUUCCAGCAGAGUUUAUCGGAUGUAAGAUGUGGACACCUCAAGCCAUCAACUAUGUCUACUGCUGGUUGUCAAAAACCCUUUCGUUACAUUUGUGAAAAGCCAUUCACUUGCCCUUGUUAUUAAAAGAAUUACUGUCAUCAAAAUUUUAAUAUUUUCUUUCUUUAACAACUAUUAGGGAAAAAACUUAGGGUAUUCACUCAAAUUAGUUUACUCUGCAUGACUUAUUAAGGAUAAUCAUCUUUCAAACAUUCUUCAACAAGGUUAAAACACUAAAAUUUAUAAAUAGGAAAAUUAUACAUCCAAAAAAUAAGUUUAUUGUUUAGAAAUUUCAAGAACGAAUCCAUCAGAGAAUGUGAAACAAAUUCAUUUUGAUUGAGUGUAAGAUUUUACAUUUAAAAAUAAUUAAGUGAUCCCGAUACAAGUAGGUAAUUAAUACAUUCACAUUGUUCAAAAUAUAAGAGGUACAUAAUGAUGAACAAAUUCUCUUAACCUAUCUUGUUCCUUAUUCACCUAGUUCCCUUCUUAUAGGGAAACAUGUAAUAGAUAGUACUCUGAAAAUAUUCUAGGAAAGUACAGCCAUAUGCAUGCUAUCUGCUAAACAAAAUGUUACAUAACUACAAACAAUGGUAUUGCUUCUUUACAUUUUUGUUUAAAAAUAUAUUGUGCAGUUUGUUCCAUUUCAGUACACAGGAGCUUCAUCAGUGUUUGUAAGCAUCUGCAAAUGUUACACUAAACAGAUGUACCAAAAAUGUAUCUACAAGUUUUAUUUCCAAUGGAUAUUUAGGUGUGUCCCAGAGUUUUACAGUUGUAGAA
Molecule: messenger RNA, 1647 nt
Organism: Lutra lutra (Eurasian river otter)
Lineage: Eukaryota; Metazoa; Chordata; Mammalia; Carnivora; Mustelidae
Product: T-cell surface glycoprotein YE1/48-like
Exons: 9
Coding region: 289-957 (222 amino acids)
Source: RefSeq, a predicted model, not a curated record